Cuscuta europaea is the source of this 2080-nucleotide messenger RNA. Lineage: Eukaryota; Viridiplantae; Streptophyta; Magnoliopsida; Solanales; Convolvulaceae. The record is from the annotation of a GenBank genome assembly.
AUCACAGCAGAGAAUUUCCGGUGCGGACCGAAAGAAGCUCCGGCGGACCAUCAGAGAGCGUUUCCCGAAUGCCUCCGAUGCUGAUAUCGACACUUUACUUCCUCCUAAGGCUGAGUUCACAGUUUCAAAAUAUCCAAAUCGUAUUCUCAUAUAUGGUUUGGAGGGUGGUUGUCCUUUGUUUUUCGAUACAGAUGGGCGCGGCAACGAAAUAUUCCCCACAGUGUAUGCCCUGUGGAAGGUCCCAGAACUUUUGCCUGCUUUUGUGCUCAAGGCUGGUGAGGUUUCUCAUUUUGUGAUUGGGGGUGCAGACUUAAUGUUCCCUGGCAUUCGUAUUCCUGCUGACGGGUUGCCUUCAUUCUCAUCUGGGGAGGCAUGGACAGUGUUAGUUCCUGGAAAUCCUGCCCCUAUAGCUGUUGGGACUACUACCAUGAGUAGUACUGAAGCUCUGAGAGCUGGUUUGCGUGGAAAAGCUUUAAGAAUAUACCAUUAUUACCGAGACACGCUUUGGGAAGCAACAGAAAAUCCUUAUGUGCCAAAUGCUGGCUUUUUAGAAGAUGUUGUUUUUGAGGAUCCUGUCUUUGUGUCUACCUAUGAGGCCUCUGAAUCACAUGAAUGUGACGAUGCCAUAAAAAAUGCCAGCACCAAUGAUAAUGAAGGAGCAACAGAAGAUUCUGUGGAUAUUGUCACUUCCUCUAUUUGUGGUCCUAAAAUUCAACCUGAUGUUGCAAAUGAUGAUGCUCAGCUAAGUGAGGCUAUGAUUGAAUUGAAUGUGAUGGAGAACGUUUCUGCAGACGAAAUAAAAGAAGAUGGCCAGCACCCCCUAUCAGCUGAAGAGGUUGAUACACUUCUGGACAAAUGCCUGUUGCAUGCCUUGCAUGCCACUGUUAAAGAGAAGGACCUUCCCAUGCCUGGAAGCACGUUAUGGUCAAGUCACGUUCUUCCAUGCAGGCCUAAUGGCAUAUUAUUAGACAUAAAAAAGUCUUCUUACAAGAAACUAUCUAAGUGGCUACAAGCUAAAGCUUCUGUAGGAUUGAUCUCAGUAAAAGAAGAUAAACACAAGAAAGAGGUAAAUCUGCUUUCAGUUAAUCGGAAUCAUCCAGAGUAUCUGUCCUUCACGCCAGAGAAGAAGAAGGCCGAAAAGGCUGGGAAAUCUGGGGAUGAGUCUUCUAAUGAAGAUCAGUCUCCAAAACUACUAGAAGUAACUGAAAUUUAUAAACCAAGUGCUCAUGUGAAUCAAAUUUUUGCCGCUGUAGGAGUAAAUCUUGAUAAACUGUUCACUGCCUCAGAAGCUACUGAAAUAGUUUUCCAGUAUGUUGAGAAAGAGAAACUCGUUAAAGCAACAAACAAGUCUUUUGUCAUCCUGGACGCAAUUCUAUGUGAUGCACUAUUUAAGGGAGCAAUAAAAAAGGGAUCAACUUAUCCAACUGAAAUUCAUAAGAAGGAUUUAGGGUCAACUUUUGUUAACCGGAUGCAAGCCCAUCAUAGAGUUACAAGAGGAAAUGACAUAGCUAUUCGCAAAGGUGCUUUGAAGCCUAUUCAGAUAUUAACAGAAAGGAGACAAGGCAACAAGAAAGUGACUAAGCUUUCUGGGUUGGAAACUUUUUUAGUUGACGGUGAGGUAUUGGCUUCAGAGUUACAAAAGAAAUUUGCUUGUAGCACCUCAGUGACAGAACUUCCAGGUAAAAAGGGACUGGAGGUUUUGAUUCAAGGUGGUGUCAUUGAUGAUGUUGCAAGACAUUUAGUAGAACAUUAUGGCAUCCCAAAGAGGUUUAUUGAGGUUUAUGAUAAAACGAGGAAAUAAAUGUCGAGGUGAUAAAUUGUCGAUGCUCCAUCAGAAAGUGAGAGGAUAUCAGACAUGCCUGCGUGAUAUAGUGAGAUCUUCUAAUAAUACUUGUUAGGGUCUAAUCUUCACACACACAUAUAUAAUCAGUUAACGCUUCUAGGGCCUAAUCAUCGCAAUGAUUUGCAAGAGGGACGUGAGAUUUGUACUCCUUUUCAGUGCAUAUGUGUAGCUCGUUGUGUUCUGUGUUCUGUGUAUCCAAGUAUAUGCUUUUAUUCAAUGUUUGUUGAUCUAUUGAGG